Messenger RNA from Plasmodium malariae, 5502 nucleotides. RefSeq names its product cdc2-related protein kinase 3, putative (gene CRK3). Gene Ontology annotation, cellular component: cyclin-dependent protein kinase holoenzyme complex; nucleus. The transcript has 2 exons. Gene Ontology annotation, biological process: protein phosphorylation; positive regulation of transcription elongation by RNA polymerase II. Bases 1 to 5502 code for a protein of 1833 amino acids. The record is from RefSeq and is a predicted model, not a curated record. Lineage: Eukaryota; Apicomplexa; Aconoidasida; Haemosporida; Plasmodiidae. Gene Ontology annotation, molecular function: cyclin-dependent protein serine/threonine kinase activity; ATP binding; RNA polymerase II CTD heptapeptide repeat kinase activity.
AUGGUAAGUGGGGUAGAUCGAAAUGAUUUCUUUCUCGACCUCUUCAGGGGUGGACCGGGUAAGCAUAUCUGCUCCGGUAGAGAGAAUAUCCUACUAGAAUGCAACAGUCUUGAGGAAGACAUAAGAAAAGAAUUUAUAAAAAAUUUGGAGAAUCCAUCAUUUUUAUCCAAAGUAUCCAUGUUUAAAAGAAAUUUAAUUUAUGAUUUUUCAUUCAUUAAAAAAGAAGAAAUAAAGAAAAGAAUUUGGAAUAAUUUAGAGAUAAUAAUUGAUAGCUUAGGAAGAGAAGAUACAAUAACAGUUUACAAUAAUUUAAAAAAAUGCUCAGGGGAAGAAGAGAAGGACCUUUUCUUGGGAUACUUGAACAACUUUUGCUGGGACGCGGAAAGAAAAGUCGCAAAAAAAGGAGAGAAAAAGAAAAAAAAAAAUAAAGGAAACAAAAAAAAAAGAAAAAAAUGUGGAAACACAACUGUGGAAAAUGGUGAAGAAGAACAUAAGAUGAGACAGCAACACGAAAAGAGAAAGUGUAAAGGGGUUAGCAGUCGUACGAUAAUUUACUCUCUGGUUAGAAGUGGUCCUCCUAACAGCUCUAUCAUUAGCAGUGACCCGCUUAACCGUACUGAGUUGAAGAGCUACUUGCCUGAUAACGUUAAUUUAGAAAACAUUCUGUGGAAACACAUAGAUGUAAGUAAUUACAAACACAAAGGGUUCGGUUACAUCAACAAAAGCAUCAACACUUUGUGGAAUGCCUACAUAUCUUACAAUCUACUGAAUACAAAUAAAUGCAAACAGAAAGAUAUAGUAGAAGACCUUUUAGAGGCAAUCAUACAAAAAGAGCACGAACAGAUAGGACUUAUCGAGGGGUUCAGGAAUGAAGACUUGUGCAAAAUUUUGAAUAUACGAAGAGGUGGUAACAAAGAGGAAGAGAAUAAAAAGGAGGAUGAGAACAAAAAGGAGGAAGAGAACAAAAAGGAGGAAGAGAACAAAAAGGAGGAAGAGAACAAAAAGGAGGAAGAGAACAAAAAGGAGGAAGAGAACAAAACAGAGGAAGAGAACAAAAAGGAGGAAGAGAACAAAACAGAGGAAGAGAACAAAACAGAGGAAGAGAACAAAAAGGAAAAAGAUACUGCAUCUAACUGUAUUAGUAUAGGCGAAGUGACCAUAACUGAUAUAAAAGAAUACCCUCUUAACAACUUUAUGUGUGAUGUUCUGUGUUACCCAGGGCAGCUUAGUCCAAUGAUUAUUUUAGAAAAUGCAUUACAUGGUGAUAAUAAAGGAAAUAUAAACUAUUCCGUGGAUGUGUAUGAUAACCUUAUGAACAUGUUAAUGUGUGGGAAGAGAUCGAGCUAUGAAAAAGGGGGAGGAGGGGGUGACGACUUUGCGUCCAGAAACAUGAGAAAGUUGAAGAAGUGCCUUAACACUAGUAAUAUUAAUUCGACGUUUAUUCCUUAUGGUGUUCUGUCCUCAACCUCGGCCCCGUUUGUCCCGUUAGCCCCGUUACCUAUGUCCACAACGUCUGCUAUGCAUGCUCCAUUAGCCGCACCCAUCACGUCCUCCGUGUUUGCCCCAUUAGACAUAUCUACUACGCCCGCCCCCUUUGCCUCUUAUGUUCCAUCUGCUGUAUCUAUUACUUCAUUAGAACCCCCUUUGAAGGAUGUUGUUAACACCCCGGCAGUUACACGAGUGUGCACAACGAAGAACACAUGUGUGAGCAAAUCGGUCAGUUUCUUCAUGUCGACAGAGGAAAGUCAAAAAACAUUAACAAGCAAUAAUUUAAAUAAAAAAAGUUGCAAUAAAUUUCGGAUGCUGGAAAGAUCGAACAGCACAACUAAUAAGGAAACUUUAUUGAAUGAGUUAAAAGCGAAUUGUAGUACUAACGCUAAUACGGAUGCUAAUACUGAUGCUAAUACUAAUGUUAACACCGGUGCUAAUACGGAUGCUAAUACUAAUGUUAAUACCGGUGCUAAUACGGAUGCUAAUACUAAUGCUAAUACUGAUGCUAAUACUAAUGCUAAUACCGAUGCUAAUACUGAUGCUAAUACCGAUGCUAAUACUAAUGCUAAUUCGGAUGCUAAUACUGAUGAUGCUAACACUGAUGCUAAUGCUAAUACUAAUGCUAAUGCUAACACUGAUGCUAAUGCUAAUACUAAUGCUAAUGCUAACACUGAUGCUAAUGCUAAUACUAAUGCUAAUGCUAAUGCUAAUACUAAUGCUAAUACUAAUACUAAUGCUAAUGCUAAUGCUAAUGCUAAUGCUAAUGCUAAUGCUAAUGCUAAUGCUAAUGCUAAUGCUAAUGCUAAUGCUAAUACUAAUGCUAAUACCAAUGCUAAUGCUAAUACCAAUGCUAAUGCUAAUACCAAUGCUAAUGCUAAUACUAAUACCGAUGCUAAUACUGAUGUUAACAUUAACUUUAGCACUAGUAUGAUCACCAACAUUAACAAGCCGUGUAAGGAAGAUCCGACAAAUAAAUUCUAUAGUAAUAUUAAGCUAAGCGAUGGUAUCAGCAAUCUUGAGAAGGAUCCCAACAUAAUCAUAAAAAUAAAGAAAGAAAUACUUAGAAAAGCAAAGGCAAGAAGCUUAAGAGCACAAGCAGAAAAAGAAUAUGAAAAACAUUUAUACGAGUUAAUCUUAAACUCACUUAAAGGGGAAAUAAAAAUGAAUGUAAAAAAUUUUGUUAAAAUACAUCAAGUAGGACAAGGUGCAUAUGGGGAUGUAUGGAUGGCAGAGGACAUUACAAAUAAUAAAAGAGUUGCUUUAAAAAAAUUAAAAUUAAAUGGAAAUAAAGAAGGGCUAGCUAAAACGUAUAUACGAGAGAUAUCUAUUCUAAAUUUACUAAAACAUAAAAAUAUUGUUGAACUAAUGGGGGUUAUAUAUACAAAAAUUCCAAAUGACGAUGAUUCAGACCGAAUGGACGACUUUCCCUCUGAUCAAUACCAAAAAAGGGAAGUAGAAGAAGAGGCGGAUAAAAAAAACAUAUGCAAUGUUACUGUAUCAUUGAGCGAUGCAAUGAAAAAGCGUAAAUUGCAAUUGUCCAUAAUGGGAAAGGGGGACAAAGUGUGUGGGAAACAAUCUGGGUGUAGCUUGUUAUCAGGCACAUCACGUGGGUUGGCGAUAGAUAGGUUACGUAGUUCUACAGAAGAUUCAUCGAUUACUGCAUCGACGGACUCGUCGCUUUACUCAUCGACAGAAUCGUUACUAUCUUCUGCACGCUCCUCAUCAACGGACUCGUCGCAUUACUCGUCGACCCGCUCGCGCGCCUCAUGGAUGAAGUCCGCGCAAAGCAAAGGAGAAGAAAAGAUGUCCAUAUGGAUGGUGUUUGAGUAUGUACCUUUUGACUUAUCAGGAUAUUCUGAACUGCUAAGGGAAGAAAGAACACAACGAGAGAGAUAUAAAAAUGAAAAUUUGUUUACUAUAGGAGAAAUAAAAAAUAUAUUUUUACAAUUGUUGAGUGCUUUAGAUUAUUGUCAUAAGAAUAAUAUAAUACAUAGAGAUAUAAAAAUAGCUAAUUUACUUAUUGAUAAAAAUGGAAUAUUAAAAUUAGCUGAUUUUGGAUUAGCUAGAUAUCAUACGAAUAUGACUUCAUCCAAUAUGACUAAUAGAGUUAUAACCUUAUGGUAUAGACCUCCAGAAUUAUUAUUAGGUUCAGAGUAUUAUUCAUCAGCUGUUGAUAUGUGGAGUUGUGGUUGUGUAUUAGCUGAGUUAGUUACUAGUAAUCCUUUAUUUUCAGCUGAAAAUGAAACAGAUAUACUAAAAUUAAUUGUAAAUAAAUUAGGUCUUCCUAAUGAUAAAGAUAUGAAAUUUUUAAAAAAUUUACCAUAUUGGAAUGAUAUAGCAUUUAAUCCUAUUCAUCCAAAUAAUAUUAAUAAUGUCAAUCCGAACAAAAUGAUUGACACUGAGAAUGCUAUUAGAAAUAUACAAGGUGUAGGAGAUAUAGGAUUAGAUCUAAUUAAAAAAUUAUUAAGGUGGCAACCAUAUGAAAGACUAACUGCUUUUAAUGCUCUUAAACAUCCAUGGUUCAAAAUCAAUCCUUUACCUGAAAAAAUACAUCAACGAGAUAAUAUUAAAGCUGCUCAUAGUUAUAUGACUAAGAGUUAUAAAAAGAGAGAUUGUCCUAAAAUUAAUUUUAGAAAAAUUAAUGAAAAUUUUAGGUUUUUGAAUGUUGGAAAUUAUAGAACAGCUUUCUUUCUCGGAAAAUACAAAGAGAGGCAGGCUCAAGUCGCAUCCCUCCAGGCAUUCUCCUCGUGUGCGGGCCCCCAAGGUAAAACGGAAAAGGAAAAGAUGGACCUAAAAGUUAAGGCAGAGAAUGAAAAAAGAGAAUCAGAAAAUAAGAAGGACAGAGCAGCAGCAGAACGAGGAGCAGUUGACGGAGUAGCGGUCAAACGAGGGGGACUCGACAGAGGAGCUGCUGGAAGAUCGGGGAAUGACCACAGUAACAGAAGAAAGUUGAAGCCCUUUUUCAAACAGCUGGACGAUACUAAUAUUGUCAGAACAUAUAGAGACGAAUAUAACAUAAGGACUAGUAGCAAAAAAGACGACUACUUGUCAAGGGAAGACCGCAAAAGUGUGUUACCGUAUGAUGUUAAAAAAGAAUAUAUAUUAAAAGAGGAUGAAAAAAGGAGAGUAGCACAAAGAGAAAGGUAUUACAAUUAUAAAUUUAAGAAGCUUUAUAAGGAGGAGAGUCAUAGUCAAAGUUAUCGAAGCAAAUACAGAGACGAAAAACGGUGGGGAGAGAUAGAUUCAGAAAGGAGGAAACAUUCAUAUAAUUAUAAAAGCAUAUACAAUGAAGAGUUGUUUAGACACAAAAUGAUCUACAGGAGUAAGGAAAAUAAAAGUCGGGAUAGGGACUGGUAUUAUAGAGAGAGAACUAGAGACUGGGACAGGUACAGAAAUAGAGCCAUGGACAGGAGUAGGGAUGAUAGAAGUAGGGAUAGAAGUAUGCAUAGGAGUAGGGAUGAUAGAAGUAGGGAUAGAAGUAUGCAUAGGAGUAGGGAUGAUAGAAGUAGGGAUAGAAGUAUGCAUAGGAGUAGGGAUGAUAGAAGUAGGGAUGAUAGAAGUAGGGAUAGAAGUAUGCAUAGGAGUAGGGAUGAUAGAAGUAGGGAUAGAAGUAUGCACAGGAGUAGGGAUGCUAGAAGUAGGGAUAGAAGCAGAGUAUGGCACAGAGGCAGAAGCAGAAGCAGAAGCGGAGGAAGAGAGGAGUGGGAGAGGGAGAGGGAGAGAAAAAGGGAAAAAGACAUAGAGAAGGAGAAAGGAAAAGGCAAGGAAAGAGAUAAGGAGGUAGGCAGAACAACGGAUAAGAAGCGAGAUAAGGGGGGAGGAAGAACAACGGAUAAGGAGCGGGAUAAGGAAGGAGGCAGAACAAAGAGUAAGGAGGUGGAAAGGACUACGGGUAAGGAGCAAGAGGGGGAGAAGCAUAAAGAGGGAGAAAAAAGUGCACACAAAAAAAGCAGUAAAGAUAACACGAAUAAUAGUGAUGAACGCCAAAAAAAAAGAGCAAAAAAGGCAUAA